Molecule: messenger RNA, 2120 nt
Organism: Larimichthys crocea (large yellow croaker)
Lineage: Eukaryota; Metazoa; Chordata; Actinopteri; Sciaenidae
Gene: bhlhe22
Product: basic helix-loop-helix family, member e22
Exons: 1
Coding region: 343-1152 (269 amino acids)
Biological process (GO): axon development; positive regulation of transcription by RNA polymerase II; sensory organ development
Cellular component (GO): nucleus
Molecular function (GO): DNA-binding transcription factor activity, RNA polymerase II-specific; protein dimerization activity; E-box binding
Source: RefSeq, a predicted model, not a curated record
AUAACCCGCCUCGAGAUAAUGAUGUAAAAAGACUCAGGCGUCUCGUGCGUAACGAGGAUCAUCGUGGAGAUCCGGUGAAGGUGAAUCAGAGACAGAGAAAGAAAGAAAGAAAGAGAGAGAGGGAGAGAGAGAGAGAGAGAGAGACAGACAGGAGAGAGCAGCACUUAUUACGAGUCUCCUCCUCGUCUCCACACCUCAGCUGACAAGUCGGGCCAAGCUGCAACUUCACCACUGACACACAACUAAACUCGUAAAGGACAAACACAAGAAGAAACUCAUAGAGACGCGUGAAGAGUUCACAGAAGCGAUCGUUGCCUGCAACAACGCGCAAACCACAAGGCUAUGGACAGACGGAUGAACUUGAACGGCGGCGCAGGGGACAUUUUUCACAAAACUCCCAGCGCCGUGUCCACUAAAAAAAUGGACCCUUUCAGAUCGUCGGCCGGCAUUGAACUACCAGCCAGAGAUCGUCAGUCACCGAUCAGCUGCUUUGACCAGAACGAUCCAGACCCGAUUCAGCCGGGAGGACUGGCAGGUGGCAGAGGGGGUGCACUGGGUCUGCCGACCGGAUCUUUGUGCGUCAAUUUUGGCGAGAGCGCCAACAGGACCUCGGUGGCGGAGAGCAGCGGCGGAGAGCAGAGUCCUGACGAUGACAGUGACGGCAGGUGUGACAUGGUCCUUCUGGCCGACGGGCGGACAGUGCCCGCGGGGAAAGGAGAAGGAGGUAAGAAAACCAAAGAGCAGAAAACACUGAGGCUAAACAUCAACGCCAGAGAAAGACGAAGGAUGCACGAUCUGAACGACGCGCUGGAUGAGCUCAGAUCGGUCAUCCCUUACGCGCACAGCCCGUCAGUGCGGAAACUCUCCAAAAUCGCCACUUUGCUGCUCGCGAAAAACUACAUCCUCAUGCAGGCGCAGGCACUGGAGGAGAUGAGGAGGCUAGUGGCGUAUCUCAACCAGGGCCAAGCCAUCUCUGCUGCGUCGAUACCGGCCACCACCGCCCUCGCAGCUCCCGGCUUGAGCGCGUAUGAUCAGCCGCCUGGAUAUCCCCCCUUCCCCACCGGAGUGGCUGCGUCCUCCUGCCCCGAUAAAUGUGCCAUAUUCAACAACGCCACCUCCAGCCUCUGCAAACAGUGCACUGACAAGCCUUAACUGCGGCUGACAAAGACUCACAGAAGAAGCACAUGAGACAACAGACACCACUCUUAAGAACACUUUUGGAGAGGGAAAACCUGUGAGGCUACUGUUGUUUAAGUCAGUAGGCUAGAGACAAAGAAGUAAUGCCGAUGAAUACUUUUAUAAUAUUUACUAAAUGCAUUCAAAACGCGCUUUUUUGUUCAAACAAUACUUGAUUGUGUAUAUAAAUCAUCCUUAAAGUGCUGGUAUGAAUGGCAGUGAAGACCAAACACAAGUACAGUAGGCCUGUAAGAGUGGCUGCAAGUGUUGAGAGUGAGUUUGUUGAUCACUUGCUCUGUUAUGGACCCUUUUGGAGAUGUGGGUGACCUGACAACCUGCGACUUUUCUUUCUCCUUUCACUUGAAUAGAUGGACAAACCAUCCUGGUGCGUUCAUCCGUCCUCACUUUCUGCUGCUUCCUCGUUUAUUAAUUUAUUAUCUUCGCGCUUGUUUUCUUUCUCAGAGACAUUUUUGCUGUUUCUGGCUCGAGGCCUGUUUUCAUGAACUUUUCUAUCGAGCACGUGGAAUGUCAUGAACAAGGAAAAAGUGAAAUGAAAUAGAUGACAAGUGAAGUCGUUUGAUCAGUCAGAUGUUUAUGUGCUAAUCCAGACUCUUGUUAAUAGUUGUGCACUGUGGGGGGCACUGUGAUAUAAUAAAAUUUCAGAAAAAUUUAGAAAACCCGAGUGGAGGUUUAUCAGGUGUUUUCGAUGUGUCUUUUGUAAUUUAUUAAUUUGGAUAAUUUUGCUUGCAUUGCACAUUGUAGUUGCUGUAGCUUUUGCGUUUCUUUUUUUCCCACCCCCUUUUCACACAAAACGAUCGAGGUCUUCAGAUUAAUCGCGUUGUCAGGUCAAGCUGUGGAUUAUUGUAGAUACCUUAGUUAUUAUAUGAGCAAAGAGGGGCCAUUUGUAUGUAUUUCAGUGUUGAAAAGCUUUAUUAAAAUAUUUU